CGACAGAUGAGAAACUGCUUCCAUCUGGUAUCGCAGGGAAAGGGAAAAGGGGGGUGAUUCUACUUAGGCGCCCUUGGCAAGACAUCCUGCUUGCAUUGCUACUAAGAUCUUCGAGCUUCAUUUCGUUUCUCUAGAAAGCUGGAGAGGACGUACGCUCCUAAACGGCUGCACCGGAUUGAUCGUUGGGGAUGCUACGGUUUUAUUCCUUCACUAAUUCUCCUUUUCUCUUGAUAUCAUACUCGCCCUAGGCGCCUAGUUCCACUGUCUUCUCAACCGGUCCACGGUAUUCCUCUUAUCCAGCGGAACGCACAGGAGGAGAGGCGCUUGGACCAGGAGUGAUAACGCAAGGACGGGUCGUGUUGGAUGUUCAUAGCCAUAAAGAAGGGGUCAUAGUCUGGUGCUGCUAAUGGGACAAGCAGUGGACUGACAACAGUGAGUCUGGUUUUACUCCAAGCAAGGGCCUACAUUGGGAGGAGAAGAAGGAGGAAGAGAGAGAAGAAGAAGUGGUUGUGAUGAGUAACUGCAUAAAGCAAAACCAAAGGAUCCGGUGAGGUUUAGGGUCCAAGUCCCCAGGCUAGUGAGUGUGAAGUGAAGCCACCGUCCAGGAAGGACCUCAGAGGAAGGUUUUCCCAGGAUUAUCUCUGGAUUGUGCCUCUCAGAGGACACAGGCACACGUGCAGGAAGGCCCAGAGGAAGGCGGAAUAGCGUUGGUCGGCAGGCAGCAGGCAGCAGGAUGUGGGAGGGACUGGGACUGCAGGUGUUCCUGAUGUGCCUGGGCACCGUGCUGUGCAGCGCUGUGGCUGCCUCGGCACCCCUGGAGCACAGCCACCACCGCCGCCUCUCCCUACACAGGCACCGGGAGAGGACAGGCAAGGAGGGACAGGUCCUACACCGCUCCAAAAGAGGCUGGGUCUGGAACCAGUUCUUUGUCAUUGAGGAGUACACAGGGCCAGACCCAGUGUUAGUGGGCAGGCUCCACUCAGACGUUGACGCUGGAGAUGGCAAUUGCAAGUACAUUCUCUCAGGGGAGGGUGCAGGCACCAUUUUCGUCAUUGAUGACAAGACAGGCAACAUCCAUGCCACCAAGACCCUGGACAGGGAAGAGCAGGCCCAAUACACCCUCACAGCCCAGGCUGUGGACAGGGACACCAACAAGCCUCUGGAGCCUCCGUCUGAGUUCAUAGUCAAGGUCCAGGACAUCAAUGACAACCCACCUGAGUUCCUACAUGGACCAUACUACGCCAGGGUGCCUGAAAUGUCCAAUGUCGGUACCUCAGUGAUGCAGGUAACAGCCACAGAUGCUGAUGAUCCCACCUACGGGAAUAGUGCCAGACUGGUGUACAGCAUUCUCCAGGGCCAGCCCUACUUCUCAGUGGAACCACAAACAGGGAUAAUCCGGACUGCUCUGCCCAACAUGGACAGGGAAGCGCGGCAGGAAUAUGACGUCGUCAUCCAAGCCAAGGACAUGGGGGGACACAUGGGGGGACUGUCAGGGACAACAGAAGUGAAAAUCACCCUGACGGAUGUCAACGACAACCCACCGAAGUUCCCUCAGAGUGUAUACGCCAUGUCAGUUUCAGAGGACAAGGUUUCGGGUGAGGAGGUGGGCCGUCUGAAGGCUAAAGAUCCAGAUCUGGGGGAGAAUGGACUUGUGUCGUAUCGUUUCAUCGAGGGCGAUGGGAUGACUGUGUUUGAGAUCACCACCGACACUGACACCCGUGAGGGUGUUAUCAAACUGAGAAAGCCUGUGGACUUUGAGACUAAGAGGGCAUACACCCUGAGAGUGGAGGCAACCAACACACACGUGGACCCCCGCUUCAUCGCCUGGGGCCCCUACAAAGACACAGCCACGGUUAAGGUUAUGGUGGAGGACGCAGAUGAGCCGCCUGCUUUCAUGGCAACUAGCUACAGCUUCGAGGUGGAGGAGAAUGCCCCUGAUGGGACCGUGGUGGGCCGUGUACACGCUAAAGACACAGACGUGGCCAACAACCCUGUCAGGUAUAUGAUUCCCCGCUACACGGACGUGGAACAGUUUUUCAGUGUCGGCCCAGAGGAUGGCAUCAUCAAGACCACCAGACCACUGGACCGGGAGACGCUACCCUGGCACAACAUCUCUGUCAGCGCCACUGAGAUUGGGGGACAUCACCAAGAUACGAAAGUACGUGUCAACAUCAAAGUCAAAGAUGUGAAUGACAACGCCCCUGAGUUUGCCACCCAGAACGAAAUCCUUGUGUGUGAAAAUGUCUCCCCUGGCAAACUCAUAGAGACAGUCAGUGCGGUGGACAAGGAUGAGAUGGCCCACCGACAGUACUUCCACUUCAGCAUCGCUCCAGAGGUUGUCAACAACCAGAACUUCUCCCUGAAAGACAAUAGAGACAGCACAGCCAGCAUAUAUGUAACCCGUAGGGGCUUCAGCCGGAUGACCCAGGAUGUCUACUUCCUUCCCAUUGAGAUCAACGACAACGGCAUCCCUCCCAUGAGCAGCACCAACACGCUGACCAUCCGAGUGUGCAGCUGUGACAGUAAGGACACCAUCCUGUCCUGCAACGUGGAGCCUUACAUCCUGCCUGCAGGCCUCAGCACCGGAGCUCUCAUCGCCAUACUAGCCUGUAUCGUCAUUCUCCUGGCGAUCGUGGUGCUGUUUGUGGCCCUGCGUCGUCAGAAGAAAGAGCCGCUCAUCGUCUUCGAGGAGGAAGACAUCCGUGAGAACAUCAUCACCUAUGACGAUGAAGGCGGUGGAGAGGAGGACACAGAGGCCUUCGACAUUGCUACGCUACAGAACCCUGACGGUGCCAACGGCUUCCUACCCCGUAAGGACAUCAAGCCUGAGCUCCAGUACCCAAUGAGGCCUGGCGGGCGGCCCGUGGCCAACAGUGUGGACGUGGAUGAUUUCAUCAAAACCCGCAUUACCGACGCGGACAACGACCCCACGGCCCCUCCCUAUGACUCCAUCCAGAUCUAUGGCUACGAGGGCCGGGGCUCCAUCGCUGGAUCCCUCAGCUCCCUGGAGUCGGUGACCACAGAUUCAGACCUAGACUACGACUUCCUCCAAAGCUGGGGCCCGCGCUUCAAGAAGCUGGCCGACCUUUAUGGCACCAAAGACUCUGCCGAUGACAACUCUUAACGUUCACCCAUUUCACCGACCACCUCCUUGCGCCCUUUCUCCAACCCUCCACUGACUUUGUGUGGUGCUUGAAGUUUACUGUAAGUAUACCACAAGCAUUUUUAUUUAUAGUAAACUUUGUUAUUUGUAUGUGUAAAGUAUACUUGCCGUAUACUAGAUACAGUGAGGGAAAAAAAUAUUUGAUCCCCUGCUGAUUUUGUACGUUUGCCCACUGUCAAAGAA
Messenger RNA from Coregonus clupeaformis (lake whitefish), 3346 nucleotides. RefSeq names its product cadherin-11. NCBI's taxonomy places the organism in Eukaryota, Metazoa, Chordata, Actinopteri, Salmoniformes, Salmonidae. The coding region runs from base 734 to 3124 and encodes 796 amino acids. The record is from RefSeq and is a predicted model, not a curated record. Gene Ontology annotation, molecular function: cadherin binding; calcium ion binding. Gene Ontology annotation, biological process: calcium-dependent cell-cell adhesion; cell-cell junction assembly; adherens junction organization. The transcript is spliced from 12 exons. Gene Ontology annotation, cellular component: adherens junction; plasma membrane; catenin complex.